CGUGCGGUCGCCGCCAUGAUGCCGGCCCUGGCCGCCCAGCGGCGGGGCUGCCGCGGCCUCUACCGCCUGUACCUGCGGUGCCAGGCAGCGCCGCUCCCCCGCGCCUGCCACGGAUGGCAAGCUUCAAUGAAAAGUGGGAGUCUGUCAUAUAUUCUACCAUGCAAUCGUCUGCCCGUGCAGUUGUUGAGUCAAGUGAGAGUUUAUACUUCCAAUGGUCAGAGAAAAGAUCUUGGAUCAGAAGAUACAAAUGGAUCAAUCCCUGAAGAAACCCUGCAUAAAGUUGGAACAGGACAAGAUACGACCAAUGCAGGUCAAAAGCAGUCCUUCCUUAAAGAGCCAAUCCAAGUAAAAGUGAAAGCAGUCCUUAAAAAAAGAGAGUAUGGACCAAAAUACACACAGAAUAACUUCAUCACUGGAGUCAGAGCAAUAAAUGAGUUUUGUCUUAAAUCCAGUGAUUUAGACCAGCUGAGGAAAAUUAAACGACGAAGCCCCCAUGAUGACACUGAGACUUUCACUGUGUACCUGAGAUCAGAUGUAGAGGCAAAGUCUCUUGAAGUUUGGGGUAGUCCAGAGGCUCUUGCUAGAGAAAGAAAACGACGUAAAGAGGCAGAGAUCAAGUACAGAGAAAAUCUAUUUAGAAACCAAAGGCUAUUGAGGGAAUACAAGGAGUUCUUUGGAAAUACUAAGCCACGCUCCAGUGCAGCAGCUAUGUUUUUCAAGGGACCAGGGAAGGUGGUAAUGGUAGCUAUUUGCAUAAACGGCUUGAAUUUUUUCUUUAAGCUACUUGCUUGGGUUUACACGGGUUCAGCAAGUAUGUUUUCAGAAGCCAUACAUUCUCUAGCAGACACAUGUAACCAGGCAUUGCUAGCUUUGGGCAUCAGUCAGUCUGCAAGGACGCCUGACCCUAGUCAUCCGUAUGGUUUCACAAACAUGCGCUAUAUUGCCUCCCUGAUUAGUGGGGUGGGCAUUUUCAUGAUGGGUGCAGGACUUUCUUGGUAUCAUGGGAUCAUAGGUUUACUCCACCCUCAUCCUAUAGAAUCUCUUCUCUGGGCAUACUGCAUUUUAGCAGGGUCAUUGGUAUCUGAAGGAGCUACCCUUCUUGUUGCUAUAAAUGAAAUUCGCAGGAGUGCUCGAGCCAAGGGUCUGUCAUUUUAUCAAUAUGUCGUGCAGAGUCGUGAUCCUAGUACAAAUGUGGUGUUACUGGAGGAUGCUGCAGCAGUUCUGAGUGUGGCCGUAGCUGCUACCUGUAUGGGUCUGACUUCUUUAACAGGAAACCCUUAUUAUGACAGUGUGGGGUCUCUAGGUGUUGGAACCUUGUUAGGAACUGUGUCAGCAUUUCUCAUCUACACGAACACUGAAGCCCUGCUGGGACGAUCCAUUCAACCUGAACAACUGCAGCGACUCACUGAGUUACUGGAAAGUGAUCCUGUAGUAAGAGCAAUUCAUGAUGUUAAAGCCACAGACAUGGGAAUGAGCAAAGUGAGAUUCAAGGCAGAAGUAGACUUUGAUGGACGGGUUGUUACUCGUUCUUACCUGGAAAAACAAGACAUUGAACAGCUGCUACAAGAAAUUCAACAAGUGAAAACGCUUGAGGAAUUAGAAGCCUUCAUGCUUAAGCAUGGUGAGAAUAUCAUUGACACACUGGGAGCUGAAGUAGACAGACUUGAGAAGGACCUAAAGCAAAGAAAUCCUGAUGUUCGUCAUGUGGAUUUGGAAAUACUAUAGACUUGGCAGAAGAGAUCUUCAGAUUGCUACCAUUUUGGAAUGAAGUAACGUAAAGGGCUGAAAAGCUUCUGAAAUUGCAGUGACCUCAGCACCAUACCUUGCUUACUUUUGCUGUAGGCUUCCUGAACUGUUAGCACUGCUUCUGUUUCUGAAGAACGUGAGACUCGCAGACAAAAAUUUCCAUGGCAAAAUGAAUUUUACAAAGCUGCUUGACUUAAAUUCCACAGGAGAGUCUGUCAGAGUAUAUUUAUUGCAAUUCAGGACUUAAGACUUGAGGUUUAGGUAGGCAAAUAUAGCUGCCUGAAAAUACACAACACACUUAGUUUUUCCAUUUGUGUCCCUUUGCAGUCAGUUUGCACUUCUUUAGUUUCUUUCAAGAUAUCAUUAAAGGUUCUUGGGAGAUAUUAAGAUUAGCUAGGAAGAGUUUGUUCCAGUGGAACCUGCUGACCUUAAACUAAUUGUAAUAUUUCAACUGUGUGAUUGUUUCACAGUUUUUCUUUUCUAUGAGAUAAAUUCUUUCAAAUAGGCACUGGCCUUCUCUCAAGUACCAUGACCUGGAAACAUGCUGUUUGCCACCGUUAUGAUUACCAACCGCACUUCAGAAAAAUAAGGUUUUUCUCCUCAGUGGAGUCAGCUGUAUGUGGUUAGCCAGAGUACGUUAAGUUACUGUGAAGAAAUUACUGUGUAGAGAUUUCAGUGAACUACUUCUGUUUAAAUUUUGUUGUUCUUAUUUGUAAAUAUCUUCAGAUGUAAUCUGGGAGAUAUUUAUGAUAGUGCUUAUUAAAAGUUACCUGGCAUUUUUGGCUUUUUAUACUUUUAAUAGGCUGUAUUGCUAGAUAUGGCCUUUGCUAGAAGGUGUAAGAGAUGUAGUUGGAAGUUACAAUACUAAAAAAUGUAUUAGAACUAUUUAUAAUUAAACAAAUGAAUACAUUGUAUUUUUAAUUUAUUUACCUCUAGACAUUAUCUGUUAUCUGAAUUCUAAACCACUUACUUUGUGUUUUUUAAGAAUUGACCUUGCUUGUUUGGGAAAGUAAAGUAAUUCUAUCAGUGGUCCUCAACAAUCCUGAGAUAAGUGCUUAGAGUUUGUAACUUUGAAAUGCGCAAUUCUAGCACUGUAUAUAAUUAGCCUCAAGGCUUUCUGCAGUAGGCACCCAAGUUGUAGUAGAUUCUUUGAGACCCAGUCUUUAUUAAUAAGGCUGCGAGUACUGAUCAUGCAAGUUGAAAUAUAAGUGAAAUAACUGCAUAUAAAUAACUCUGAGGAAAAUCCUUUAUACACUUCAACAUGUUUCAGUAAAAUGAGAAUUGCUUAUGGGUGAGAGGUGGUAAUAAGACCCUCCUAGUGACUCAGUUGCUGAGUAGUGAGUGACUUGCUGAAAGAAGAAAUGUUGUUAUGAAACACAAGUCUUCAAAAAUCAAUUUAAAAUGAAAUGAUAAGCAUUGCAGCAAAUAAUAAUUGUGGAGGGCAAUAUGUCCAGAUUUGACUAAAAGCUUUUUAGAAUGUUUUUUUCAUACUAAGUGUGACUUCCCAGUGAAUUAUGAGAAUUUAAAAAAGCAUGCCUUUUGACAACUGCAAAGCACUUCGUAUGCUGGUCAUUUUAAGUAGAAAAACAUUCCAGAGUUUAGUUACAGACGGGACUUCACAUACAGUAAUUGUGGGUGAAGGGAUCUCUUUAGUAUCCUUGUCCAUAAUCCCUAUUCACCGGUGGCUUCUUUAUAGCUUAUUAGCUUAUUAUGGCUAAUCCAAAAGAAGGCUUACUUUAUCUGGUUUUCUCCUAUUGUAGAACUAGUUAUUAUAUUUAAGUCUGAUGAUUUGAAAUGCAGUUUAAAGGUAGUUUGGAAGUGUACUGUAUCAAGUAAAUACGGCAUAUUUUAGCACAUUAUGUCAUUUACCUUUCUCCUUGCCCUUCCAUGUAAACUUAAUCUCAUCUCAGUAUGCACUCUGCUGAUGUUUGUCUUAUUCAUGAAGAGCACUGGAAUCUGAUAAUGCAUAACCUCUUUCCUUCUUCCUAGAAUAUUUACAUGGAUUUUGAAUUUGAAUAAACACUUUAAUAAACCCAUUAUUCUGGAAAUCUUAAAAACCUGAAGAGAAGUAAAACUGGGAAAAUGUUCUUACUGGGGAGGUUAGUGGAGACAGCCAAUGUGAUAAAAGUGCGUUGUAUCCUAGAGUUACCGAUGAAUGAGUAGUGUUAAUGUGCACUUUGCAG
Gavia stellata (red-throated loon) is the source of this 3929-nucleotide messenger RNA. It is a transcript of the gene SLC30A9, whose product is annotated as solute carrier family 30 member 9. Gene Ontology annotation, molecular function: monoatomic cation transmembrane transporter activity. The transcript is spliced from 18 exons. The record is from RefSeq and is a predicted model, not a curated record. Lineage: Eukaryota; Metazoa; Chordata; Aves; Gaviiformes; Gaviidae. The coding region runs from base 16 to 1725 and encodes 569 amino acids. Gene Ontology annotation, cellular component: membrane; nucleus. Gene Ontology annotation, biological process: positive regulation of transcription by RNA polymerase II; zinc ion transport; transmembrane transport.